GAAUUUAUAGACGCAAGGACACGCGAGCUGUGAACAAAAAGUGACUAACCAAGUGAUCCUAGUGCCAAGUCGUUGCUGGUAAAUUUAAAAUAAACAGUGAAUCGUCAAACCAAAAACAAAAACAUAAGAAGCCGAAAACACAAAACAAAAAGCAACCAAAAAAUAGAAUCAAAACAAAACAAAACGCAAAAAAAGAAUAACGAAAGCAAAAACAAAAAAUACGAAAACGAAAUUUAAACGUCUGCAUAUUAAUCAGUGCUGCCUUCGCGACACGUCCUUACGACGACAGCGUAGGUUUGCAGCUUCCAGCUACGAGGUACAACGAGCAUCAAAACAGAACCCCACAGCAGCAGAGCAGAGGACAACUUAUCACUAAGGAUUUAGAGGCGCCUCUCGCAAAGCCGCUUAGACGUCAGGGACGACGACGACGUCGACGACGAGUGGCCAGAGGCAAACGUUAAUCAACGGUCACAGGACUGGACGCAAAGUGCGCUUCUGUCUAGUUGUCUUUCGUGGGCUUCUCUCGCACUCGCUCAACAUCAACAAAAACAAGAACAACAACCAGUAGCAAGGAAACGUCGCCUCAUUUGGCCACUGCGGAUUAUGUUAAUUAGAUUUUAAGCACGCGACGCUGCGAUGCCAGGGGAACAAUUGACGUUGUAAUGUGACAACAGUUGACUGCAGCAACAACAACGAGAGCAACAACAUCGUCCUCUACUAUAAUCAGAGCAACAAUAACAGGUGAAGCGAUGCACGCUUUUUUAAUUGACAUUUACUCGAGUCGAACAACGUUGUACAGCAAUUAGCUGACUGCCUGAUAAAAGUUGAAAGAGGCGAAAAGAGACGAAAGUAAAAAGCGAAAAGCGUAAAACAAUUGCUAACGACAAAUUAAAAAAAAAAAAAAAAACAACAACAACAAAAACUCAAAACAACAAUUGAAAAGGUGAUGGCCAAGUUGAUAUUUAAUUAAAUAUUCAGCAUUUUUAGAUGCGACGCUGGAAAGUAGGCAACGCUUCCAACCUAUCGCGUUCGCUCUCUCUCUCUUAAAGCCGAGCCAAAAACAAUGGCCGCCAUUGCGGAAACAAUGGCAACGCAAACGUUAAAGCUGUCAAACUGUUGACAGUUGUCACAUGGUCGACCAGAGAAGCGCACGUGACGCAAAAAUCGUGCCAGGAAAGGGCAACUGGUGAACGUGAGUGAAUGAGUGAAUGAAUGAAUAAAUGGCAGGCAAAUGAAUGAAACGGCCAAACGUUCGCCAUAUUCAAAAAUUGAGGCAACAGCGGCAAACGACCAACACGCUAAACAUCUGCACGUACAACGCAUAAAUUUUAAGUGAAAUUAAAGGCAGUUGCUUCCCAAAAAAAAAAUCCAAAAAAGAAAACACCAAAAAAAGUUAUAGACAAUCAUUGCCAACCAGGCAUAAAGUCAGCCGAGGCACUAAAAAAACACAAAAACAAAAACAUGAAGCAUGCGCGCAACUGUGAUCUGCCAUCCACGGCCAUUAUUGGAAUAUUGCUGUUGUCUAUUUCAACCGUGGGUGGCACGCACUCAGUGUCCUUGACAAAUGCCGCGGCCGAAGAACAGGAGCUGCAACUAUCGCUGCAUCGACAUCUGAGUUUUAAGAGCGUGCAACGCAUGCUGCGCGAUGAAAACGAGCCCGCCAAUUAUAAAAGCGAACUGCGUUACUAUCAGAAACGGGAGACGCAAACACAACAUGAACUCCACAAGCGUGAGAUCAGCGUGUCCACAGCAUUGCUCAAUCUCACGGCUCAAGGUCUGACAGCCUACGACAGUCAGAAGAACUAUCAAGGACAGUUUGAACUCGUCACCCACAUGGAUCUGAGCAAUAAUAAAUUAAGCAGCCUGAAACUGGAUAACUUUGUGCAACUGAAACAGCUGGAUGUGAGCAACAAUUCACUGACAACGCUGCCUGGUACUGGCUCAAUGCUAGUCACUUUGGAUCUCGCGUGCAAUCGCUUGGGACAGCUUUCGGCCAGCUACUUCGCCCAACGAAUGCCACAACUCAAACAUCUCAAUCUGGCGCACAACCAACUGGGAAAUAUAUCGCGACAGGCAUUCUACAAUUUAAACAGCCUCGAAACGCUGUUGCUGAGUCACAACAACAUCACGGACAUCGACUAUGAAACAUUUCUGGCAUUGCCAAAUCUACAACACUUGGAUUUAUCACAUAAUCAACUUAGUGGCUCGGCCAUAAGAGCUCUACAGGGUAUUCCCGAUCUUGUGAGUCUCUCGAUUGCACAGAAUCCACAAGUGGGCACGGCCAUGCAGGAGUUUGUCGCCUCGUGGAGUCUCAAGGAGCUGGACGCUAGUGGCACAGGACUCUGUCAAGUGCCAGCUGCAUUGGCGCAAUCUGUGCGCACGCUCAAAUUAUCGCACAACUGGCUCAAGGCUAUUAACUGCGGUGAUCUAGACAGCUAUCCUUUGCUGCAGUAUUUGGAUCUAUCUUACUCGCAAAUUGCCCAAGUGGAGGACGAUGCGCUCGGUCGCCUGGAGCUGCUUGAAAUACUCUUUCUCGAUCACAACAGUUUGAUGCGUGUGCCCAGUACUUUGCCCACUUCACUGGAGCAUCUGUUUAUGCAACACAAUCACAUUAUGGAACUGCAGCCACAGGCAUUCGCCGCACUCAGCAAUUUAAAAACCCUCGAUUUGUCGGGAAAUCGUUUACUAUAUUUGCCAGCGCUGCCGUUGCCCAAGCUACUCACACUUAAUUUGCAAUCGUCGGGCAUUGAAAGCGUUAGUCAGUCGAUUGUGCAUACCCUGCCGCAGUUGCGGGAUCUUUUGCUGGAGGAUAAUCCCAUUAGGUGCAGCGAUCUGCUGGGCAUUGCCGAGUGGGCGAGUCCGUGUCGUAGCCCCGAUAUGGGUCAAUCACCGGGUCGCAUCGAUUUGAAGAGUCGUUUCGUGCAAUCGCAGAACUUUUAUGAGCCCUUCAGCAGUCAAUGUGGACGAGAGGAAACGAAAGACAACGUGCAGCAAGAUGAAUGGACUAAAUCUAUGCCGCCCACUUGCGGCCUGGCAGCAACAGCAGCAGCAACAACAACAGCACCAUCAACUAUGCUCAAAGUGCACAAGUCAAAGGCAGCAGCAACAGCAACAACAACCAUGGCAACACUAACAAGUGCAAUGCAAUCAAGCGGCAACAACAUUGCGCUAGUAACCGCAAAAACUUUAGGGCCAGUUGAAACAACUUCGUUAGUGAAACUGCAGCGCCAACAAAUGCCUGGCAUGCCAACUGCAAUAACAACAACAACAACAGCAACAAUAACAACCACAGCUCUUAGUCAAACAGCAACAGCCAGUGGCAUGCCAAGUUUGGUGGCAGCAGCAGCAACUCUUGCUGCCAAUCGCACAAACAUUUUGGCAGCACAACCAGCAGCAGCAGUCAGUUCACUGCCGCCAGCGUCGAGUCGAGCAGACGUUGUAAAUUCAACUGUAGCAACAACAACAACACCGCCAAAAAGACUCGCCAUGCCAACUCACAUUAGCGAUGUUGCUGCGGUUGCCACAACAGCAACACAAGGCAAUGUGCCACAAACAAUUUCGACGCUUAUAACUGCCAACGAAGAAAAUCAAAAGCUGUCUAAUAAUACAGCAAACAGUUUAUUAAUACUGACGACAUCGACAAUCGGAACGCCCAGCGAGACAUCCGGUCAAGAGGUGGCAUCAUCGACGUCGAUUCCGAAGGCACAGUCACAGCCACAGCUGCAACAUAAGCAUGCCACAUUGCAGUUGCACAUUAAAAACCGUCAUCUAAUUGGUACGCCCUUGCUGAUGCACAAGGGCGAUAACCUGCUCGUGGAUGCCGAGCAGUUGCUGCUGCCCGGUACGGCAACAGUGGCGGAUGCGGAAACAUUGGAUACCAGCCAGCAGCGACAGGAAGCGACUGAUAAGAGACAGCCGGAUGUAAUAAAGGGCGACACAAAGGCUACAUCGCUGGAGACGACGACAGAGAAGACAGCAGCAUCAACAGCAGCAUCAGCAACAACAGCAACAACCGAAUCAGCAGCAACAGCAACAGAAACAUCUACAACAGCAGCCAAAACGCACAAGAAAAAUAAUCCCUCGCUAAGCAUCAAAAAGAUGACCUACAGCACAAAGCACGCAACAACUAUGAAAACAGCAGCAACAGCAACGACAACAAUGCGAGCAGUGACAACAACAAGUAGCGAACACCAACAGCAUCAACACAGCAGCGUGAAUACGCCAAAUGCUGUGAAACAAGAGCUCAGCACAUUCGCCCAACUGAAGGCCUUUGUGGAUCUCAAGACGGAAGCCUCGAAGUCAGCACAUCUGCUGGACACACGCCAGGAAACACAACAAACCCUGCCUGGCAGUCAUCCGGGUCUUAUGCUCUUGCUGGCAUGCGUCCUGGUCAUUGUCCUGUUGGCGGGCCUGGCGCAUGUUUAUCGCUGUGAGCUUCCGUGGCAACGCAGCGGACGCGCAGGACAGACACGACCGCAUCAUCAGCGGCAGUUCAAUGAGACCGAUGAUGUACACAGCUUUCUGCACUAUCAGGGAUCAAGCAAUGCGGAUCCAGCACGUCUACAAGCCUGGCAUCACAGCACUAGACGCGAAGCACCCUACAGCUCGCCUCUACACAAUCUGCAAGCCCGCGAAUUGCAGCGCGAACAGCAGAAGCUGCAAUUCUACAGUGCCUCCCUAGCUGACAGCUCCAUUGGCAGUGGAAGUGGCAGUGGCAGCGCCUGCUCCUCGGGCAGCAGUCGCUCGAGUUUGCACUCGCCCAGCAACGAGGAUAGCUACUACAUUGAGAUGGCACCCAGCAGUCCCAAUGCGGCGGCCAAUUCGCUGUCCAGUCUGCCCAUGGAGCUGCUGAGUGGCAGUCGUAGCACCGGCAAUGUGGCAGCCACAGAAUUGAGAGGUGGUGGCGCCGCAUUGACAUCGGCAACGACGCUCAGAUCGGUGAGCAGCAAACUGAUGGCGCCCAGUUCGCGUCGGUUGGGCAUCUGGUGACAAACCGUCUUCGGACAGCGACAAUACGCACCCUUCCAGUAAUUCAAUGGCAAAUAGAAAUCAUUAUUCUUAGUUUUAAGCAAGAAUGAGAGACAAGUCCCAACUGCCCUCUGCCAGCUGCCACUUGCCAGCUGCCAACUGUCAGUGUCCGAAUGGCCGAAAGUGAGUCAUAAAGCUAAAAACAGCAGCAACAAUCUAAAUAAGGGACUACUUGCACCCACAUAGAUAUAUUAUAUAUAUAAAUAUAUUUAUAUAUUUGUGUAUGUGUAUGUACACAGUCUAGCUUGAUUUAUGGCUCUGCGUGGCCGCACACGUGGCAGGCCUCUUAGCGUCUAGGUUAGCAGCAACAAUUUGUCAUAAAGUUGCGUUACGUAUACGCCAAGUAGUCAAGCAGCCGAAUAGCCACCGUGUCCGCCUACCGUCUCCCGCCUCCAUCGCAACCACAACGCCAAUCGACGGCAACUUUUUAUGGGCCAUCGAGCACUCUGAGCAGCGAAAGCCCACUGCCCUUCAAUUUGAUGUCCAUCUUGUGGUCGUAUUUGGGUCAGUUUACUUGAGGCCAACGCCGUGCGUUGUCUAUGUGUAUGUGUGUGUGUGUGUGUGGGCCAGUUAAGUACGUGUAUGUGUGUGUGUGAGUAUAUAAGUGCCUGUCCGUUGGCCAAGAUUAAGUGCUUUGAUAGUCGUGCAUAUAAAAAUGAAAUAUCGAUAAAGUAUUAAAUAACAAUUUAGUUUAUGACAAGGCUCCAGCUAUCAAUGCGCAUUAUAAGUUCUCAGCAACAGACGCUGAGCAAUGCAGAUUUAAAGAGAAUAUAUUGUAUAUCCAUAUAAAUAAUAACUCAAUUUGUUAUGGACGUAACUUGUAACUUGUUCCGCAUGAUUACAACAUAUGUAUACUUGAUUGAGCUUCGAAUAGCAUGUCCCAGUUUAAUUAUAGUUUUGCAAUUUCAGCUAUUGCAGCCACUUCCACUUCCACUUGCACUUCAGCAAUCCUUUUUCGUUGCAAAAGCCAAUAGUUGUAAUUACAUAUAAAAUUCCACACAUGUGGCAGAAAGUAGGGCAAGUAAUUUCCGAGUUAAUCUAAUUGAAGCACAAAGCAUAUUUGUAAAGUGAACACAACACAGCUUACUUCCACUUGAAAUAAAAACUUCAAAUAGAAAUUCGCUCUCAAGCAGGCGGCAACUCUUUCCCUAAAGACGUUAAAACUUUUAGUGUCCGUGUCGAUCUUAACCCACUUGCCCAGUUUCCUAUAAGAGAAGUGACUUGCCUUCAAUUGCAAUCUAAUUAAAAUUUCGACUUUGCCUCCGGCUGAAGAAGGACACUCAGUGAAAAACCCUUCAGGAUAUUUUCAUUUUUAUUUUCACCCAUUGUCGUUGUUGUUGGUGUUGCUUUGUCGCUUCUUGUAUCGACACCCUUCGGAACUAAGGGAAUUGCUUUAUUUCCUCAUUCUGCACCCCAUUUUCAAGCUGUAUUUAGCACUUACCGAACAACUGAACCAAAACACGCCCACGCUCCGCCUCCCACUUAACCUCAUUUUAUAAAUUGACCAAGACAGCAUAUGGUGUAAAUCCCGCCAAAUGGGCAGACAUCUAAUCCGCUACGGCAAAUGUGAAAUGUUGUAAAACUAUUUGAAGAUAUGUGAAAAAUGCCAAUGCCAAUGUCUGGCCCCUGAUCUAACAGGACAACAACAACAACAGCAGCAGCAGCAACAGCAGCA
Messenger RNA from Drosophila sulfurigaster albostrigata, 6703 nucleotides. RefSeq lists its product as uncharacterized. Lineage: Eukaryota; Metazoa; Arthropoda; Insecta; Diptera; Drosophilidae. The record is from RefSeq and is a predicted model, not a curated record. Gene Ontology annotation, molecular function: protein binding.